Molecule: messenger RNA, 1196 nt
Organism: Acyrthosiphon pisum (pea aphid)
Lineage: Eukaryota; Metazoa; Arthropoda; Insecta; Hemiptera; Aphididae
Exons: 3
Coding region: 423-1175 (250 amino acids)
Source: RefSeq, a predicted model, not a curated record
AAAGAAUUCCAAAGGAGAAUUUCCUUUUAAAUAAUUUGGACUAUGGCCUUUCUUUAAUGUCAUUCUAUAAAUGAUAGAGUAUAAAGAUAUACUCAUAUAGUCAUAUAUGUCGAAGUAUCUUAACAUUGUGCCAAGUACCUACCUAUACUAUACACAAUACACAUGCCAGUAUCUAACUACUGACCUCAUUUGUCUAAAAUACAUCUAACCUAGCUUAUUCUCCUCUCUUACUCCAUAAUAUAUUUUAAAACUUAUGUAUUUAUAUUUACUGUGAUGUUUAAUUGUAUAUAAUAUUAUAACUUAAUUUUGUGUCCUAAUAUAUUUUUACUAAACAUACUUACCUGAUGCUUUAAUUUUUUUUUUAAUAAUUUAUCAUUUAAACAGACAAAUCUUACAGUUUUUUGUAUACAAGUUGAUAGAAAAUGAACAAUAAAUCAUACUCAAUAUUAAUUAAAGAUAUUGUAAAUAAUUCUGAAGAUGACGGAACAGUACCAGAAAAAUUUUUUUGCCUAGUUUGCAAUGUACAUAUGAAUAGAAUAUAUAGAUUUCGACCACUAUUAUACCACUAUAUUCACCAACAACAUAAAUCAUUUUCAUCAGAUGAGAUUGAAGAAUGGUGGAGUCUUAUGGAUCAAUUACAAACUCUUCGUAUCAACUUAUAUCAAGUAAAGGAUCAUAGUUCAGAAAUACUGCUAAAAUUAAAUCCUUAUCUGAUUUUGGAUACUGAUCCUACAUUGGAUAAUUUAAACUACUUAAAUACAUUAUCAGGAUCUCCUUAUCCAUUAGAAACCGUACCGGAAAAUUAUUUUUGCCCCUCAUGCAAUGUACAUAUGAAUAUAAUAAAAAUAUCUCAACCACUUGAUACCCACCAACAACAUAAUGUAUUUUCAUCAGAUGGGAUUAAAGAACAGUGGUAUCUUAUAGAUCGUUUACAAACUUUCUGUACCAACUUAUAUCAAACAAUGGAUCAUAGUUCAGAAAGACUUCUGAAAUCAAGUCCCUAUCCAAUUUUGAAUACUGAUCCUACAUUGGACAAUUUAAACUACUCAAAUGCAUCGUCCAGACCUCUUACUUUAUUAGGAAUUAAAAAGAAAGAUUAUAUAACACAAUCUAUAACAUAUGAAAUAGAACAGAAUGAUAGACGCAAUGAUAUUUUUCAACAUAAUAGUAAUUAAGACAAUGGGAAGAAAAUAAGA